AUGACAGCCAAAGAAAUCAAAAAGGUAAACACUGUUAGCACCCCAAGUCCGACAGUUGCGGCUCCUACUAACCAACAACAGCAAGCAGUAGAAUUAAACUGUCAAAGAUGUCAAAGAAAAGUCGAAUUAAUAAAAACACCCAGCCAACCCGAUAAAGACCUAAUCACUAUCAAAGGAACCUUAACUUCUCAAAUCCAACUAAGAGGAGAAAGUACCAAGGAACCUUAUUAUUACACCUUUAUCAGGCUAAAAAGCCAAUCCAUCGAUUUACCAGUUAUUUUUAAGAUUACAGAGCAAGACAAUAAACUAAUAGAACCCAAACUAAAAAAAGGUUCAGAAAUCCAAUUAUCAGGCCAUUACUCCAAUUCCGAAAAGAAUGUUCGCAAAUCCUUCACGGCUUAUUCUUACCAAAUUUGUAACGAAAAGAGGAUAAAAAAGAAAUGCUUUGGUUGCGGGGAUACUUUUACCUGUUCCCAGCCAGAAAAUUACGAUUACUGCUCUAACUGUGAACUAAAUAGCAACCGUUAUAUUAGUAAAGAUAACAAAUGCUCCGAAUGCAACGGCUUAGGAAUAAUCAAAUUCCCUAAUCAACCACCCCGUCCUUGUAAAACCUGCCAUUUAGCCCAAGUAGCCAACUUAGAGCAAGCCAAAAGUCAAUCACCGAAACUAGCAGCCAAGGCCGAGCAGAUUAUUGAACUGCAUAAGCAAUUAGAGAAAGAACCUUUACUAAGUUAG
Messenger RNA from Ambispora gerdemannii, 735 nucleotides. The record is from the annotation of a GenBank genome assembly. Lineage: Eukaryota; Fungi; Glomeromycota; Glomeromycetes; Archaeosporales; Ambisporaceae.